CACAAAAAUAAAAACUUACCACGUGAUCCUAUUUUUGGUCAUUGCCAUAUAAGACGUUUUCGGCCUUGGCUCAUUUUUUGACGUUGACUUUUUUUUUGAGAUUGCAAUUCCAUGGUCGAACCUCCAAAUGACCCUGACGCUGGCUGUAAACUGCUGGAUGGGUUCGCUAUCAUCAUACAAAUACUACUUGCUUCAAGUGCCCUCGCAACACUAGUCGUCAAAAGGGCCAGGGAAAGACCGCAGCGGCCAGUUAAUAUAUGGCUUUUGGAUGUUGGAAAGCAAUUUUCGGGUGCCAUUGUCAUCCAUGGUCUCAACCUGCUUGUAUCAUAUUCCCGCGGCCGACCGCAUCAUGGCGGACCCUCCAACCUCUGCGUUUGGUAUUUCUUAAACGUUGGUGUCGAUACCACCGUGGGAGUGUGGAUUCUUUGGGUCAUAUUGCGAUCGCUGCAGUGGUCACUUAUGCGAGUGGGAGUCACAGGCAUUCGCACAGGUGACUAUGGCACCCCUCCGUCCAUUCUCAAUUGGAUCAAACAGACGAUUAUUUUCAUAUGCUCACUGGUCGGCAUGAAGAGCUGUGUUUACGGCCUGUUUCGUCUUUGCCCUUGGCUAUUCGACUUUGGAAAAUGGGUCCUGAGCUGGACUCGUGACAACUAUAGAACUCAAGUCGUUUUUGUCAUGUUAAUGUGAGUGCCCUUUGUGACAGCGUUUUUUUAAUUCCCUCAUACCAGCCAUUGAGC
Molecule: messenger RNA, 737 nt
Organism: Umbelopsis ramanniana AG
Lineage: Eukaryota; Fungi; Mucoromycota; Umbelopsidomycetes; Umbelopsidales; Umbelopsidaceae
Exons: 2
Coding region: 112-687 (191 amino acids)
Cellular component (GO): membrane
Source: RefSeq, a predicted model, not a curated record